Heteronotia binoei (common prickly gecko) is the source of this 1619-nucleotide messenger RNA. Its product is annotated as zinc finger protein RFP-like. The transcript is spliced from 9 exons. The record is from RefSeq and is a predicted model, not a curated record. Gene Ontology annotation, molecular function: zinc ion binding; protein binding. Lineage: Eukaryota; Metazoa; Chordata; Lepidosauria; Squamata; Gekkonidae. The coding region runs from base 1 to 1506 and encodes 501 amino acids.
AUGGCUGUCUCCUCACCACCUGCAGAUAUGGACGAGGACGUCAUGUGCCCUAUUUGCAUGGAGUUUCUGGAAGACCCAGUGUCUGUGGACUGCGGCCACAACUUCUGUCUGAGCUGUAUCUCUGACUUCUGUGAGAAAUGGGAAGAAUAUGGACUCCUGAAGUGUCCCAUCUGCAGAGCCCACAUCCAGAAAGAGAAUUUCCAGCCAAACUGGCCGCUGGUGAAUAUAGUCACACAACUCAAAUUCCUAUCGCUAAAGGAGAAGCUGUGCGAAAAACAUCAGGAAAGACUCCAGCUGUUCUGCAAAACAGAUGAACUAUUAGUAUGCCAGAUGUGUGAGCGUUCUCCAGAACACAAACAGCACUCUGUGGUUCUCUUAGAAGAGGCUGCCGAGGAAUACAAGGAAAAAAUCAAGGCCCAGAUGAAGUCUCUUGAGAAUGAGAAAGAAACUCUUGUACCUCAGAAACUGGCAGAAGAGAUAGCAAGUCAAAAGACUCUGGCACAAAUAGAAGCAGAGAAAGGAAAGAUCAAGUCUGCUUUCGAACGAAUGCACAGCUUCCUUAAAGAAAAAGAGGACUUCUGGUUGACCCAGCUGGGAGAUCUACAGAAAGAGAUCAAGAAGAAGCUGAAAGAUAACAUCACCAGGAUUUCUCAGAGGAUUACCAGUAUUAGCUACUUGACCAAAGAGAUGGAAGAAAAAUGCCAGCAGCCAGAAAGUGAAUUCCUGCAGAAUAUCAAAAGUACCAUGGGGAGGUAUGAAAAGAAACCCAUGGUGCUUGCAGUAGACCAUAUUCCUGGACUGGAAGACAGACUCCAACUUUGCUUUGAGAAAAAUUCUGUUCUGGAAGACACUAUGGGAAAAUUCACAGAAUCUCUGGAGCAAGCCCUAAACAGAGGGUCUCUGAAGAUGUGGAAUAAAGGAUCUGUAUACAAAGGUUACUUUGAAGGACUGAAUGAGGAUGGAUCUCUUGAGGUGAAAGUGAUUCUGGAUCCAAGCACAGCCCAUCCCUCCCUCUUCUUGUCUGAUGAUCUCAAGAGUGUGAUAUGGGAAGACAAAUAUCAGCCUCUGCCCAAUGGCCCAGAGAGAUCUGAGUUUAUGCCAUGUGUGCUGGGCUGUGAGAAAUUCUCCUCAGGAAAACACUGGUGGGAAGUGGAAGUGGAGGAGGAAGAGGAGAGGGCAAUGUGGGCCCUGGGGGUCGCCAAAGAAUCCGUGGCAUGGAAGAAAGAGAUCCGUGUUAGUGUUGAUGAUGGAAUCUUCGCUGCCGGGAAAACAUCUAUACUUGUACCUUGUCAACUUGGUGCCUUUACUUCCCCCAAGACAACCCCUCUGAUCUUGAGACAUCCUCUCAGGAAGAUCCGGGUAUCUUUGGACUAUGAAGAGGGCCAUGUGGGAUUUUAUGAUGCGGAAACCAAUGACUGGAUUUUCACUUUCCAUUCAGCCUCCUUCGCUAGGGAGAGGAUUUGCCCCUAUUUCGGGGUGGGGAGAGGAGUCAGGCUGAAGUGCUGAAUCAGAAACACUUUAUCACUAUCCUGAAGUCAAAAGGGGCUACAGUCCUAAAGCUUUUCAAGCAGGAUUUUUGAUUCCCUGUCACAGAAUCCUCCAUUGACGGGGCAAGAGUG